AUGGGUCUCGGCACAGCCAUCCUCGCCAUUCUAGCAGUGUUCCUCCCACCCCUCGCCGUCUUCCUGAAAACCGCCUCUUGCGGCCAACUCUUCAUCAACCUCAUCCUGACUUGCUUGGGUUUCAUCCCUGGAAUCAUUCGUAUGUCCCUGCUCUUUUCCGUCGAAGAACUCAAGAUGACUGAAGGUGGUGUAGAUGCAAUGCAUGUCGUCACUCGAGACAAGUACGCAGGCGGAGGCGGCGUGUACUACUAUGAGAAGCCGAAGAAGAGGAGACGGUGGUAUGCCGCGCCGAUGGCUGCUGGCGGCUCUGUGGGCGCUGGCGGUUGUUGA
Molecule: messenger RNA, 330 nt
Organism: Cyphellophora attinorum
Lineage: Eukaryota; Fungi; Ascomycota; Eurotiomycetes; Chaetothyriales; Cyphellophoraceae
Exons: 1
Coding region: 1-330 (109 amino acids)
Cellular component (GO): membrane
Source: RefSeq, a predicted model, not a curated record